CCCUUGGCCAUAUAUAUACAUCGUACACAAUUGACCAACCCCUCUAGCACCCUCGGUCUCGUAGCAGCGUCUCUCUCCUCUUGAGUACUUUUUCCCAGAUCUGUUCGAGAGAGACUCUGCGAUCAUGUUGGUCUAUCAGGACAAGACCAGCGGUGAUGAGCUUCUCUCCGACUCAUUUUCAUACAAGGAGGUUGAGAAUGGGAUUCUCUGGGAGGUUGAGGGAAAGUGGGUUGUUCAAGGAGCAGUUGAUGUAGACAUUGGCGCAAAUCCUUCUGCUGAAGGUGGUGAUGAGGAUGAGGGUGUUGAUGACCAAGCUGUCAAGGUUGUUGACAUCGUCGACACAUUUAGACUCCAGGAGCAACCUGCUUUUGACAAGAAGCAGUUUGUCACAUACAUGAAGAGAUUCAUCAAGAACUUGACCCCUAAGUUGGAUGCGGAGGAUCAAGAGAAAUUUAAGAAAAACAUAGAAUCAGCAACCAAGUUCCUGCUUUCAAAGCUCAGUGACCUCCAAUUUUUCGUGGGGGAGAGCAUGCAUGAUGAUGCUACUCUGGUGUUUGCUUACUACAAGGACGGUGCCACCGAUCCAACAUUCUUGUACUUUGCCCAUGCUUUGAAUGAGGUCAAGUGCUAAAGUGAGGAUAUAUGGCCAGAAAAUAAAUUUCUGGCUUUAGUUUUAGUUUUUAUCGUUGCAUGGGUCUUUUCUCUUGUUUAUUUUCCAUUAUGUUUUGUACUGGGCGACUCAAAUCUACGCACCUCCUUUUGAUUAAAUGUUGUUGUGGAGUAGACGGUACCAUUUAUAUGGGUUCUGGUUUUGUUAAAGCGCAUUAUUGAUAUGCAAGUGGCUGCUAAGAACAAUAACUUCGCUUGUGCCUUGCCUCUGGCCAGGCAUUGAGAAGUGCUUGAGAGCUUGGUUUACAA
Tripterygium wilfordii is the source of this 918-nucleotide messenger RNA. RefSeq names its product translationally-controlled tumor protein homolog. The coding region runs from base 125 to 631 and encodes 168 amino acids. NCBI's taxonomy places the organism in Eukaryota, Viridiplantae, Streptophyta, Magnoliopsida, Celastrales, Celastraceae. Gene Ontology annotation, molecular function: calcium ion binding. Gene Ontology annotation, cellular component: cytoplasm. The transcript is spliced from 5 exons. The record is from RefSeq and is a predicted model, not a curated record.